AUAAACAACCAAAGGUUCAUUGUACCUUUCUCCAUUGUCUUCAAUGAAUUCCUAAAACUAGAAGAAGCGUUACUUUAGAAAACCAAUUAUAAAAAUCUCCUCUUUCUUCAUCAAAUUCCACAAAGCAUCAGUUUCUUCUCCUUCUCCAAGCUCUCGCAUCACUUUCAUCGAUUUUUCCUCUCUGCGUCGAUCCUUCAGACAUCGGCGUCGGAGUUUCCGACAGGAAUCUAAAAAUGUCACGUGGAAGAGGAGUUCCUAUGAUGGACCUGAAACGAAGUUAUGAUGUUGAAGACAGGGUGGUGUCCGUGUCUAUACCAUCAAUAAUCGAAGCUGAUGAGGCUGAUCUGUGGCCACUACCUGAGAUUGAUACCAAGAAGUCGAAAUUUCCUUGCUGUAUAGUUUGGACUCCUCUUCCUGUUGUCUCUUGGUUGGCUCCUUUCAUUGGUCAUAUUGGACUUUGCAGAGAAGAUGGAGUCAUUUUGGACUUUGCUGGAUCUAACUUCAUCAAUGUUGAUGAUUUUGCAUUUGGUCCUCCUGCUCGCUAUCUCCAACUCGAUAGAACCAAGGUAUUAGUAUCUGCUUCUUUAUUAAGUAGAAUCUGGUUAUGCAUGGACUUUGUUAGUUUUGUAUCAAAUUAUAAGAACUUUUUAAUCUUUAUCAAAUGUGUGUGUUUGUGGCAGUGUUGCUUACCACCAAAUAUGGGUGGACAUACUUGCAAGUAUGGAUUCAAACACACCGACUUUGGAACAGCGCGUACAUGGGAUAAUGCACUGAGCUCGAGCACACGUAGCUUUGAGCAUAAAACCUACAACAUCUUCACUUGUAACUGCCAUUCGUUUGUUGCAAACUGUUUGAACCGUCUUUGCUAUGGUGGCUCAAUGGAGUGGAAUAUGGUGAAUGUUGCUAUUUUACUUAUGAUCAAAGGGAAAUGGAUCAAUGGUUCAUCAGUAGUCCGCUCGUUUCUGCCAUGUGCUGUGGUCACGUCUUUGGGGGUGGUGCUUGUCGGCUGGCCAUUCCUCAUCGGUCUCUCUUCGUUCUCGCUACUACUCUUUGCCUGGUUCAUAAUUGCUACUUACUGUUUUAAGAACAUAAUUACUUGAAGCAGUAUGAGAGAAAUAUAAAUAUGAUGUAUCACCAAAAUUAUGUUAAUCUUAAGAAUUGUUCUCUUUUCCUUUCGGCACCAUCUAGCUUUCAACUCCAAAAUUAUGUUAAUCUUAAAAAAUUGUUCUCUUUUUC
Messenger RNA from Arabidopsis thaliana (thale cress), 1236 nucleotides. It is a transcript of the gene RTE1, whose product is annotated as protein REVERSION-TO-ETHYLENE SENSITIVITY-like protein (DUF778). Gene Ontology annotation, cellular component: Golgi membrane; endoplasmic reticulum membrane. The coding region runs from base 234 to 1100 and encodes 288 amino acids. The record is from RefSeq and is marked reviewed. The transcript has 2 exons. Lineage: Eukaryota; Viridiplantae; Streptophyta; Magnoliopsida; Brassicales; Brassicaceae.